CACAUCCUCUGAAACCUGUACAGUAUGGGAAAUAGUGAUAACAGCACAGAUGUUCAGUAGAGUUUCUGGGAUCCUGCUGACGAGGAGGAGACUAUAUUUUUUAAAAAGGGGCCCCUCAUAAAUCAAAAACAGACUCCUAACCAAGACUUUGGAAACACAAAUGUAUUUAUGUAAACCAGGUGGCAACAUAGUGCAAUCUUGUUCUCAGCUUCUAAUUUUUUAUUAAUAACAAUAACACUGGAAGAACAACAAUUCAACUCAGGUAGGCGUAACUCCCCCACGUACAUUUCUCAUGGACUCGUCCAUCCUCACAACCUGACCUGCUGGAUUAGAAGGUUACAAGUUGUUCGUUAUUAACCUUAGCAGAAGGAUUGAAAGACACAAAAAUGAUCUAUAAAAUGUUGGCCUGCUUGGUGCUCACGUUCACACUCGCUGCUGGAACGUCAGAAAGCAGCAACGACACGGCGGCGGAAGAAAGGCUGGUCAUCGCCCGAGGUAAACUGAUGGCUCCCAGUGUGGUUGGAUGAGGCAUAAAGAAAAUGCCUGAGCUCCAUCACUUCCUCAUGGAGCGUUGGGCUCUGUACCAUAACUUAGAGUAUGACUCAUCAGAAGAGAAGAACCCCCGUCUGAUAUUUUACAAUGAUAAGGAUGAGGUUGUAAAGACCGUCCCUGUGAAGAACAUGAAGGCGGACGAGAUCAGCAGCCUGCUGGAGUCUCUGGGUUUCUAUAAGAGGUCCAAGAAAGGGGAAGAAGUGCCAGAGGAGUUCCAGAACUUCCCCCUGCACGCCCCAAGGGACGAGUUGUGAUGACCCCUUGUGGCCAGACUCUGUACUUGCAACCCAGCCGCAAUAAUGACGAGUGGGGCUUCAAGGCCAGACUGUUAAAGCCAGGCCCCAGUCUGAGGACCACGCUGGUUGGGUGCGGUGCAGAGGGUGUUAGGCCUACUUGAGGCAUACUGUUUGUUCACACUCUU
Molecule: messenger RNA, 973 nt
Organism: Fundulus heteroclitus (mummichog)
Lineage: Eukaryota; Metazoa; Chordata; Actinopteri; Cyprinodontiformes; Fundulidae
Product: selenoprotein M-like
Exons: 4
Source: RefSeq, a predicted model, not a curated record